Molecule: messenger RNA, 1096 nt
Organism: Cuscuta epithymum
Lineage: Eukaryota; Viridiplantae; Streptophyta; Magnoliopsida; Solanales; Convolvulaceae
Source: the annotation of a GenBank genome assembly
AUGAUUUGGAUUCGUUUCAAGACAACAAUUGGGACCUCCGAUCCCCGAUUUCGGUUGCUUCGUCGACGACGUUUCUCCCAGCCCCGAUCUUUUAUGGGAUCAUCAUUCCGUUUCCUUGAGGUAAAUCGAUUCCCCAAACAAAGAUUUUACAAAAUGGUCUCAGUAAUUUGGAGCUAAUUGUCUUCUUACUUUAUAUCUUUCAUAUUUUCUUGUGUGCUGAUUGAGCUUGUUACGAAGGAAAUCUGUUUGCUGGACAAGAUAGUUCAGGGUCUUUCUUUGUUUCUGGAGAUUUUAUGUCGAAACUGGGAAAAUGAUCGUAUCUUCAGCAGAAGUGGAUACAUCACAUCAUGGUGCUACAUCUCAAGGAAAUGAAUAUUUGCAAUCAGAACACCAGAGAAAGAGGGGACGCUUGGAUUCAUGCAGUAAAUCGGGAAGCAAAGCUUGCCGUGAGAAAGUUAGAAGACAAAAUUUGAAUGAUAGAUUUGCAGAGCUUUGCUCUGUUCUCGAACCAGAAAGACCUGUAAAAACAGACAAAGUGGCAAUACUUGGGGAUGCCGUUAAAGUUAUAAGGCAGUUAAAGACUGAUUCUCAAGAGUAUUCAGAAGUGAACGAGAAGCUUUUGGAAGAGAUUAAAACUUUAAAGGCUGAGAAGGAUGAGCUGCGGAAAGAGAAAAUGAUACUUAAGGCAGAUAAAGAGAGAUUAGAGCAGCAGUUGAAAGCAAUGACUGCACCGCCUGCUGGUUUUGUGCCACCUCAUCGUGCUGUAUAUCAUCCCAGACCUGAUAAUGUCACAGUUUUCCCCAGUUAUGGUUACCUUCCAAUGUGGCAUUAUGCAACACCACCUGCCCGUGAUUCAUCUCAAGAUCAUAAGCUCUGGUCACCUGCUGCUUGAUUCUUUCAUAGAUUAUUAUAUGUUCUAUUAGCCUUUAAUGUUCUUGUAAAUAUUGGUAUUGCUUCCAAUUUACAAGCUGGCCUUGUCUCUAACUCCAUUCUUCUCAUUGAAGUUUGUAUAUACUAUAUUUCGUGUUCUAGAUGGAGGUUACUUUAAUUUACAAUAUUUUGCUUUUCAUCAAGUCAUCAACUUCUUCAAUCAACU